This is a messenger RNA of Pneumocystis jirovecii RU7, 276 nucleotides long. RefSeq lists its product as uncharacterized. The transcript is spliced from 4 exons. The record is from RefSeq and is a predicted model, not a curated record. The coding region runs from base 1 to 276 and encodes 91 amino acids. Lineage: Eukaryota; Fungi; Ascomycota; Pneumocystomycetes; Pneumocystales; Pneumocystaceae.
AUGUGCUUCUUUUUUUUUGGAGUUGAAGAUUUUAGCACUAAAGUUCAAGGAUACGAAAAUUUAUUUGUUUAUUGCCCUAUAUGUCAUAAUAUAUCUGUUACUCCUAUUAAUGAAAAAAAGUUCAUUACAAUUUGUUUUAUUCCUUUGAUACCAUAUAGUUGGGGAAAGGUUAUGCGAUGUUAUAUAUGCUCUUGGUUUCAAAAUACAGAUGAUGCUGAAAUACAAAGAAUCUCAAUUAUGAAAUAUCAAACCCCUAGUCCACAUAAUUAUGCUUAA